Messenger RNA from Lepisosteus oculatus (spotted gar), 977 nucleotides. NCBI's taxonomy places the organism in Eukaryota, Metazoa, Chordata, Actinopteri, Semionotiformes, Lepisosteidae. The record is from RefSeq and is a predicted model, not a curated record.
AGACAUGUAUUACUAGCGAGGAUUCAAGCAGCACCGAGAGAGAUGGCUGAGGACUCAUUACUUUCAUACCUCCAGGACUUCAUUCCUGACUCUUUCAGCCAGAAGAACAGAAUCCUGGCUGGCCGAUUCCUGAAGCUGGUGUUCGGAGUCCGGAAUGACAUGUGUCAGCUGCUCCAGGACAUCGAUGGCAAAGAGUUCAAAGUGGACCGCUGGAUACGGGCAGAGGGAGGUGGAGGGAUAACCUCGUGUCUUUAUGAGGGCAACAAGUUCCUGAAUGCGAAUGUGGAUGUGAGUGUGAUUCAUGGACACAUGCCUUCUCAGGCCGUUGACCAGCUGCGUGAGGCUGGGAGGAUGUCCACAGCCUGGCAAAACGAAAAUCCUGAGUUCCUCGCCAUUGGAGUGAGCUGUAUUAUUCACGCCCGGAAUCCUCAUGUCCCCUCAUACCACUUCAACCUGCGGUUCUUCAUGAUGAAACUCAGUGAUGGUUCAGAAGAGGGCUGGUUUGGGGGAGUCAUCGAUUUAACCCCAGCAUACUUGGUCAAGGAGGAUGUGAUCCACUUUCACAAGACCCUGAAAGCUGCCUGUGAUGAGCACAAUCUCAGUAAUUACCCCCGCUACAAAAAAUGGUGUGAUGAGUACUUCUUAAUCAGGCACAGAGGGGAGACUCGUGGUAUUGGGGGGAUUUUUUUCGACAACUUGAACUUCCAGGACGAGAAGCAUUUUGACCUCAUGCAGUCGUGUGCCAGAGCCAUCCUGCCUGCCUACCAGCCCAUAGUGAAAGCACACCUGGAUGAGCCCCACUCUGAGCAGGAGGACACCUGGCAGCUGCUGCACUACGGCAGAUACGUUGAAUUUAAUCUUAUAUACGACAAUGGCACAAAGUUUGGGCUUUUCAUGCCAGGAUUCAGAAUUGACACCCUCUUUGCCUCAUUGCCCAUCACAGCCAAGUGAGUAUGCCCUAUGUAGAAAACAUAUAA